This is a messenger RNA of Pundamilia nyererei, 1616 nucleotides long. It is a transcript of the gene notum2, whose product is annotated as notum pectinacetylesterase 2. NCBI's taxonomy places the organism in Eukaryota, Metazoa, Chordata, Actinopteri, Cichliformes, Cichlidae. The record is from RefSeq and is a predicted model, not a curated record. The transcript is spliced from 12 exons. The coding region runs from base 1 to 1578 and encodes 525 amino acids. Gene Ontology annotation, molecular function: palmitoleyl hydrolase activity. Gene Ontology annotation, biological process: protein depalmitoleylation; negative regulation of canonical Wnt signaling pathway.
AUGCGUAUGGUGCUACAACCAAGAAGAGUCUCCUCCACCUGUGCUUUGAGACUGUUGCGGGAACCUUACGAUAUGAAGAUACUGGGUCCAUUUGUUUUCUUGCUCUUGCUUGGGGGACUGUGGUGUCAGAACAACCGUAAUGCUAAAGCUACUGGAAAGUCCACAAAGAAGUCUAGUGGGAUCCAACAAGGUGAUGCUGGCCAGUCUGCCUCCGCAGCUGAUGUUACUUCAGGAAGCACUGGAAGAACUGGAAGCACCUCCAGAAACACCGGAGGCUCAGCCGAAUCAAGACAGGAAGGAGCUGCAGGGACUCGUGGAGCUGGACAACAGACAGAUGAUAUGAGGCUGCACUACCUCACAAACACACAAGUUACAUGUAAUGAUGGGACAGUAGCUGGGUUUUACCUAAAGGAAUUCAGAGGAAGCCGCCGAUGGUUGUUAUUUCUGGAAGGUGGCUGGUGCUGCUACAGCAGAGAGACCUGUGAUUACAGGUACCAAAAUAUCCCCCGACUAAUGAGCUCAUCGGGGUGGCCUGAAACUAAAAGAGGAAGUGGAAUAUUAUCUUCUAAAGCUGAGGACAACCCACACUGGCAUAACACAAAUAUUGUAUUCAUCCCUUACUGUUCCAGUGAUGUGUGGAGCGGCACUGGGCCUGCACCAACACCCCCUUCCAGGCCACGACAAGCUGAAUAUAACUUCAUGGGAUCCCUAAUCAUCCGUGAGGUCAUCAAAGAUCUCAUCCCUAAAGGAAUCAAGCAGGCCAAGGUUGUCAUGCUGUCUGGUAGCAGCGCUGGUGGAACAGGUGUUUUGCUCAACAUUGAGAGGGUGGCCAGUCAGCUCCAGCAGCUUGGUGCAGAAGCUCAGGUCCGAGGCCUCGUGGACUCAGGCUGGUUUCUGGAGAGCAAGCAGCAAAGAUCACCAAACUGCCCUGAGACAGUUUCCUGCUCACCUGAGGAUGCUAUCAAGAUUGGACUCAGGCUGUGGAAUGGGGUUGUUCCUGACAGAUGUCGGCAGCUCUUUAAAAGAGGGGAGGAGUGGAAGUGCUUCUUCGGUCAUAGACUAUACUCUACUUUGACGUCCCCUGUGUUUAUUGUACAGUGGCUGUUUGAUGAGGAACAGCUGAGGGUGGAAAACAUCUAUAUAGGGGGACAGAGCAUGUCUGAGGAGCAGUGGCAGUACAUACAGAACCUGGGCUUGGAGCUCAAAAACUCCCUGAGAGAUGUUACGGCUGUAUUUGCUCCGUCCUGUCUCUCCCACACACUAAUUACCAAAAGUAACUGGACAAGUUUUCAAGUUAGAGGCACGUCUCUGCCACGUGCCCUUCAAUGCUGGGACAGGAGUCUGGAAGCAAUACGUAACAACAGGACCCCGGCUAAAGGAUGUCCUUUUCACCUCGUGGAUUCCUGUCAGUGGCCACAGUGUAACCCCACCUGCCCAGCUUUGGUGGAUAAGACCACCCAGCAGGAGCUUACCUUGCUCCAGAUGCUGGUAGCCAUGGGUCUGGACCUCCAGAGGCUGGGCCUGGAUCCCCAGGGAGAUGCAGAUUCUCUUGUCAGCAUGGUCAGGAAUGGUGGCUAAGUGUGAAAAUUUAGGGUACACGAAAGGUUAGCCAGAGG